AUGGCGACCGAUGUUACAGAGUUUGACGAUGAGCCACAGGUUUUCCCGCUUGUUCAGCCCGAUCACGGGGCUACCUCAAGCGGCCUGGGUCUGGCUUUGCCAGACAUGCCUGGCAGCUUCACUGUGUCCGAGGCUGAUGUCCCGGAGGACGACGAACGCCUCGGUGCUCGCACGCCGCCCUUUGAGGCCCCAUCGACAGAUGAACACGUCACACACCACGACUCAUUCCCUCAGGAAGCCGUCGAGGAUGAACAGGUCUCUAUCAAGAUCGCCGCAACUGAUGUGCCUCAACAAACGUUUGAAGAGGCCCCACACUCUACGCCCAAGUAUGUCGAUAGCGAGCAAAUGGCCGAGCCACAGCCCGACACCGCAUCGAACUUGGAGGCUUACAAGGACGAGUACGAGCCUUUGCCGUAUUCUAGCCCGUCACUGGAAACUACCGUCAAGAUUCUUCACCGAGAAUCCGAUCAAUUCACGAAGCCUGAACGUUCUUUGAUCGCCAAUGAGCCUCAUGAUGAUUCCUACCACAUGAGUCUAGACCAGCAUGAAGCAAGGGCAUUCCGCACCUUUGUUCGACAAGAGCAAUCGCAGCGCGAGAGUGACAAAACGCAUUCGCCGUCUCGGCAGGACCACUCAAGAUAG
This is a messenger RNA of Verticillium alfalfae VaMs.102, 642 nucleotides long. RefSeq lists its product as hypothetical. The transcript is spliced from 2 exons. The record is from RefSeq and is a predicted model, not a curated record. Bases 1 to 642 code for a protein of 213 amino acids. NCBI's taxonomy places the organism in Eukaryota, Fungi, Ascomycota, Sordariomycetes, Glomerellales, Plectosphaerellaceae.